Messenger RNA from Acanthamoeba castellanii str. Neff, 1074 nucleotides. RefSeq names its product WD repeatcontaining protein JIP5, putative. The record is from RefSeq and is a predicted model, not a curated record. Lineage: Eukaryota; Discosea; Longamoebia; Acanthamoebidae. Gene Ontology annotation, molecular function: protein binding. Bases 1 to 1074 code for a protein of 357 amino acids. The transcript is spliced from 6 exons.
AUGGAGGCUGAUCAUAUUGAUGAGAUUGACGACGUAGAGGAAGAGGAAGAGGAGGUGGAAGAUGGAGCGGAGCAGGAUGAGACCUAUCCCGACAAGAUUUACUUCGGCGGUGAGCGGCAAGUGAUCGACAUGGCUUUCCACCCCUCCGAUGACGUACUCGGUGCAGGCAUCAUCGAUGGCAGCAUUGAAAUCUUCCGCUACGUGCCCAAUGAGGCCCCGACGAAGCUGCUACAGGUCAAGAACCACAAGAAGUCGUGCCGUUGCAUCAGAUUCUCACACGAUGGCCAGUGUACGCUCUCCAUCCACCUGGCCUUUACCCACGCGCUGACGUGCAUGGCCGUGCACGAGCACCUGGUGGCGACCGGAGAUGAGGAGGGAGGCGUCAAGCUGUGGGAUCUCCGACAGACCAAGCAGCUCUUCUCCUGGCAGGAGAACGACGACUUCAUCAGCGAGCUCGCCAUCGUGCCCAACAAGAACAUGAUCCUCGCCCCGAGUGGCGAUGGAACGCUCUCGGUUUUCCACAUGCGCAAGGCGGGCCUCGAGUCUCAGUCAGACAACAUGGAGGACGAGCUCUUGUCCGUGGCUGUGCUCAAGAACGGAAGCAAGGUGGUGUGCGGGUCGCAGGACGGCGUCCUGGACAUCUGGUCGUGGGGCCAGUGGGGCGACAUCAGCGAUCGCUUCCCGGGCCACCCGCAAUCGAUCGACGCCAUCAUCGCCAUCGAUGACGAUACCAUCCUCACCGGCUCUUCCGACGGUCUCAUCCGUGUGGUGGGCAUUCACCCCAACAAGAUGCUGGGCAUCGUGGGCGAACACGGCGAGCUGCCAAUCGAGUGCAUGGCGCUGUCGCACGACAGCCGGUUCCUCACGACCAGCUCGCACGACUACUGCAUUAAGUUCUGGAACGUGUCGUACCUCUUUGAGGAUGACGAUGACGAGGAGGAAGAGGACGCGGAGGAGGGUGGAGAAGGCGAGAUGGAAGAGGAGGACGAAAUGGAAACGGAGACCAAGGCCAGCGCCAGCAAGAAGAAGGGCAAGAAGGGCAGCAAGAAGAGCUUCUUCUCCGGCCUCAAGUAA